Molecule: messenger RNA, 459 nt
Organism: Knipowitschia caucasica
Lineage: Eukaryota; Metazoa; Chordata; Actinopteri; Gobiiformes; Gobiidae
Source: the annotation of a GenBank genome assembly
AUGAGUCUUACCUCUGGGGAGAGGGGUCAGAGGGCAGCACAGGGCACAAAGACAAAAGUGAAAGUGCAGAAGGUUAGGGACAAACGGCUGAUGGGGGCGGAGCUUACGGCUGCAGCGCGAUGGCGUUGGAGGCCCAAAUACCGCUCCAUUGACUGUGACGUGGCCCAAUGUCCAAACAGUCACCUGGUUCCUCCGGACACUAAAGGUCCUUCUCAUCCAAGCCAUAAAACCCAGUGGAGAUACGGCUCUUGGACACAGUGCAGUGCCAGCUGUGGAAAAGGGAGUCGAAUGCGAUAUGUGAGUUGUCGGGACAAUCAAGGAGGCGUAGCCGAGGAGCAGGCCUGUGCCCAUCUCCCAAAGCCCCCGGCCAGAGAAGUGUGCUCCGUUGUGUCCUAUGCACUCAUUGUGUCAGGAGAGAAAGUGUGCAGUAAAGUGUGGGCUCAGAGUGAGAGCAGCUGA